AGAAGAACAACCUGAGGACUCUAUUUCUGAAGGCCAUUGAACUCCUUUAGAUAAGUCCAGAGGGGAAAUCUGAGAUCAGUACAGCUGUUUGUCUAUGAUAGCUGAGGGUAAAUCAUUGGAGUCGGGGAACUAACUACUUCCAUUAGCAUUUGACUGUUGGUCCUUUUGUUGUGAGCUCCUUGUUUCUGCAAAGAUGGCUGGGGUCAGCACAGUGGGUCAAAAAAAAACCCUAGAUGAGAGAGGUUGGGAAUCUCCAGUCUGCAUCCCAAACCAUGUCGCUGAUGACUUGAGCAUAUCAGCAGAUACUCAAGAUACAGAGGAUAGAUUCCACCCAUGGGAGAAUGACCCUCUGAAGAGAAGUUUGGAAUUAUCAUCAGAGCCAUUGGAGGGGACAUCUGGAAGUCAUGUGGGUGAUGUUUCACAAGAUCCUGUCAGGCCUCCAGUCCAGAAGAGAAAGCUAGAUCCACUUCCAAAAAAACAUAAACAUCUUAGAAAGGUCAUAAGGACAAAGAGAAUGAGAAAGAGCAAGAGGAAGAAGAAAGUGGAGACCCACUGCCCUGGCAUUCUUCCAACGCCUUUGUUACCACCACAAAGUGAAGAAGAUGAGGUGGUAGAUAAAAAGCUGACCCUACUCAGUGCCCAGGAAAGUGAUCCUGACCUUCCCAAUGAGGACAGAUUACAGAGUCAGCAGGAUGAAGGUACCUGUAUGAUGCAUCAGGAAUGUCAGAUCCAGCCCUGUGAGCUCUCAGUGUCCCAGGAGCUCGGGCCCUCUUCUCCUGCAAUGACAUCCUCGGCAUCACCACCACUCUGUUUUGGUCGUUUUUUAAGCUGUGUCUGCCAGACCUUCUCAAGGUCUAGGAAGAGGAAAUCUCCUGGAAGAGAGGGCACCAAGCAAGCUGAGACAGGAGGUGAUGCUAAGGCUCUGAGACCUGGUCUGCUGAGGGUUCUAGGCAAAAACAAAGUACAGCCUCAUUAAAGUCUGUAGCAAGUUGAAAUUGAUUUAGGUUUCCCUUGUGUUUAGUUUAAUAGUUUU
Messenger RNA from Eubalaena glacialis (North Atlantic right whale), 1033 nucleotides. RefSeq lists its product as uncharacterized. Bases 194 to 976 code for a protein of 260 amino acids. NCBI's taxonomy places the organism in Eukaryota, Metazoa, Chordata, Mammalia, Artiodactyla, Balaenidae. The record is from RefSeq and is a predicted model, not a curated record. The transcript is spliced from 2 exons.